Ruditapes philippinarum (Manila clam) is the source of this 1106-nucleotide messenger RNA. RefSeq lists its product as uncharacterized. The record is from RefSeq and is a predicted model, not a curated record. The transcript has 7 exons. Lineage: Eukaryota; Metazoa; Mollusca; Bivalvia; Venerida; Veneridae. The coding region runs from base 417 to 1106 and encodes 229 amino acids.
AUCACGAAAAUUAAGCAAUAAGUGUAAUUGAAGAUAUAUAAUUAUAUAGACCUAAGUGAAGUGCACAGCUACUUACCAUUAAAUUGUCUUAUAUAUGCACCAAGGUUUAAUUAUAAUAUUUUCGGAAAAGACACUUGUAUAUGGAAGGAAAAAAAAGAUUCAAUGUGGAUAAUGAAACUGGAUAUAUUCAUUUUUUUGUCUUUUAGUGAUCAUAUUUCAAGAUACAUGGUGUUAUCACGUUUCAAAUUCAACAUUUACGUGGACGCCAAGAAAAGAGAUGAAUGCAAGAUAGCGUCACCUACCAUAAAGUAUGGUAAUCAAAAACCUCAUCGUUGAUAUGCAUGGAAACAUUAUAAAGCAAGAAGGUCUGGGUCGGUUACUAUCAACAAACUGCUUUAUUUGAGUAUAUUGGAUGCAUGAGUUCAGAGGACUUGAACAUAAUCAAAAUACAGCUUGGUACAACGAAUAUCGGAUGGUGCUAUUCUGCUUGUUCCAAAACGCCAUUUAUUGGGAUACAGAAACAAACGUGCUAUUGUAUAUCGGACAAAUCUGAUAAAAGAAUCAGAGAACUAAACUGCAAUCAUGGGUGCGAAGUUUCAUCUAACGCUACUUGUGGUGGAGACAACGUCACUUCACUGUAUAGAAUGUUAUCUCACAACGACUCUGUACAUUUUCCUGAAAAACAGAAGAGCAAAAAUAACUGCCUUAAAAUGUAUUUAGACAAAAAUAAUGGAAGCAAAUCGUAUGAAUGGAAAUCUUGUUCCGAACAAAUGUGGGCAUUUUGCAAAUCUGAUUCAGACCAUUCCUGCGAGUUAUAUAGAGAAUUGAAAAGUUGGAGGAAUGCAGCGACACUGUGCUUUCAAAACAACGGCUAUCCAAUUGGAUAUGAAGCAGCACGGAAUGUGACUUACAUGGCUAGAUACGGCUGGACAGGGAUCGUUUGGAGCGAUGUAAUUUUCAAAGAAACUGAAUUAUACCGGAAAAACAUGUCUGAUAUCAGUCACGGGUAUUUGAAAUAUGAGGGUUCCUUAGGAUACGUUUUACAUUUUUCAAAACAUGAUGACGAAAGAAAAUAUAUUCUCUGCAACGGUAGCAUAUUUCUAUGA